AUGCGUAUGUCUGCCUUCCGACCCGUUUUCAAUCACGCUCGACUAAUCACUCUCGCAGUUGGUGACAACACCACCAACCUCUAUGGAUACACCCCUUCCAAGGAAUCCGGUCUCGCUUUUGUCGUCCUCUUCGGCAUCACAACACUGCUUCAUACAUUCCAAGCCACGAGGGCAAAAGCGUGGUGGUUGUUCCCAACAGCGGUCAUUGCAGGUGCCGCAGAGGUUGUUGGGUGGGCGGCGCGGAUACAGUCCGCCUCCAACCCGUUUUCGUUCCAUCCCUACAUCAUUCAAAUUACUGUACUUGUCCUUGCGCCCACUCCAUUUGUAGCCGCGCUCUUCAUUGGCCUACGCCGUAUAGUCACCCAUGUCGGCCCUCAGUACAGCCGUCUCACUCCCCGGUGGUACUCUCGCAUCUUCCUCUCAGUAGACAUCCUGUGCCUUCUCAUCACCGGCGGCGGUGGAGGCCUUGCUGCGACUGGCCCCACCAACCCGAGUGCUGUUAAGACGGGCAGCGACAUCAUUCUCGUCGGUCUGGGGAUCCAGAUCUUCUCGCUUACCGUCUUCUGCACCCUCAUGGCUGAGUUCGUCUGGCGCCGGGCGAACGAGCGGCCGUACCACAAGGAGGUUACCCGCGGCUUUCCCAUGGACCGUAAUGUGAAGUUCCUGUUGGCGGGCAUCACCUUGAGCACGUUCUUCAUAUACGUCCGGUCCAUCUACCGUAUUAUCGAAUUCGCUGGCGGCUUUAACGGGAAGAUCGCUCACACUGAGUGGCUUUUCAUCGUCUUCGACGGUGUCAUGAUCACCCUGGGCAUGUUCACGCUCAACGUCUUCCACCCCGGCCGUCUGUUGAAGAAGAGCGAGGAGGGGGAUUACGAGCUCACCAAGACUCGUACUCCCCGAUCAGUGUAG
Messenger RNA from Epithele typhae, 909 nucleotides. Its product is annotated as RTA1 like protein. The coding region runs from base 1 to 909 and encodes 302 amino acids. The transcript has 7 exons. The record is from RefSeq and is a predicted model, not a curated record. NCBI's taxonomy places the organism in Eukaryota, Fungi, Basidiomycota, Agaricomycetes, Polyporales, Epitheliaceae. Gene Ontology annotation, cellular component: membrane.